AGUUCCAGUUUCGUCCUGGGGCGGCGACCUUCCACGCGGCCUGUCCACCCUGUGUUUUCAUGGCUGACUGCUUCUCGUCGUAGCGUAUGUUAUCAAAGCGAGCAGCGACGGCUGUGACUGUACCGCGAGCGCCGUCGGCUGAAUCCGGGCAGCCCGGCAUGUGUCCGUGCUCGAUCAGCAGGUAGAUACCGCAGACAGCCAGUUCGCCUGUCCGUUCAGCCCUCGUCAACGGAAUGGCGGACGCCGCUAUGCUGUUUGCGCUAGCCGGCGCGAUGUUCCUCGGAAGCUACAUCAGCGGCCUGGUACCCCUAUCCCUUCCGCUGACGGAGGCUCGGCUACAUCUCGUGUCGGUGUUUGGAGCCGGCCUGCUGGUUGGUACGGCCCUCAGCGUGAUCAUUCCAGAAGGCAUCAGUACGCUCUACACCACCCAAAUGCAGGAACUGCUGCACCACAACUCGGGGGCGUCGCACGGUGACCACAGGAGCGGUGGCCCGACCCCGCUCAAAUCGGACCCGGCGGCGCCCCACGGGGGGAACCACGGGGGACUGGACGAGCUGGAUCCCCGCAACCUGGUGGGGGUCACCCUGGUGCUGGGCUUCCUUUUCAUGCUCCUCGUGGACCAGCUGGUGUCGCGCCACAGGCACUCCAAGGUCCUGCCCACCUCCGUGAGCGAUUCGGACAGCCUGGGAGCAACGUACGGACCGAGGAGCAGCGUCACAGCCACCCUGGGCCUCAUUGUUCACGCAGCAGCGGACGGAGUCGCUCUCGGCGCUGCAGCCACGACGUCCAACCUCGACACAGAAGCCGUAGUCUUCCUCGCCAUAAUGCUGCACAAGGCUCCCGCCGCCUUUGCCCUCGUCUCGUUCCUCAUGCACGAGGCGGUGGAGCGCACGACAAUCCGCAAGCACCUCCUCAUCUUCUCUCUAGCAGCGCCUCUGCUCGCCCUCAUCACCUUUUUCGCCAUCAACCGGGGUGCCACCGAGAGCAUCAGCUCGCUCCACGCCACGGGGGUGGCACUGCUCUUCAGCGCCGGCACCUUCCUGUACGUCGCCACAGUGCACGUGCUGCCCGAACUAGUGGUGCGCCACAGCAACCACCAGGGGGACGCAAGGGGCCGCAGCGGCGCCCCCUCCAGCGACGGCUUCACCAAGACGGACGUGCUUACGAUCGUGGUGGGUGCACUCAUGCCCGUGCUGCUGACUCUAGGACGACACGGACACUGAGUGUGCUGCGACGUCUCACUGGCCAAUCGGAUGGCUGCAUUUGGAAAUCGGGACGGCGCGUCAUCCACCGCCAACGUGACGCCACUUCGAGACGAACCCGUUUCGAUGCAAACACUGCGGUCGUGCGUGCCGAUGGACUCCUUUCUUCUAAUUUUCUUCCUCCUACCGUGUACAGCCGCUCUUUGACUUUUGGUGGAAACAUUCUUUCCUUUUUAUUUUUGUAAGAUCAACGACGCGUUAUUUGUUCGAGAAACGCCAAAACGUUGUUCGUCUUGAUAUUUUUUUUGUUUGUACUGUAUUUCAUUUUACUUUGCAACAGACCGCAGAGGGCAGUAUGAGCCAUUGAAGCCGAUCUAAUGCCGUGUAAGCGUCGCAUGAUCCUUAUGCUGUCGCAUGAUCCUUAUGCCGGGGUUGCACUGCUUAUACAUCAUACAAAAGACAGUCUGCAUACAGAUGCGAAUGCGAGUCACCACGAGAUCUGUGCUUCGAAUGCCGCAUGGCAACGAGUUCAAGGAGAAAGAUGUUCAGCCUUUUCACUCUCGUGAAGAAGCAAGACCAGCGGAGCUGUACUCGAUACACUGCCACAAUGCGCACGUGCCCGUUUCCCGCCUCUUCUCGUCCGACAUGCCGCCGAUCAUAGAUACGUCUCCGGCCACCCAGUCGGUCGCACACGGUGCACGCGACGCCAAACGGGUAAUCCACAAACUCCCUCCGGAACAUCGCCGUCGUGCCCGGGAACUUUUCAGUUGGCCAGCAGUGCAGUCGUUGCCGGGCCUCGCGCUUGCGCUUGGCCUCCGUGGCACGAUCGUCGUCCGUGGCGUUGGCCCGCCGGCGCCCUUUACAUUGCUGGUUCUGUUCUCGGUGGUGGCUUUCCAGGCGAGUGAUGUGCUCUUCUUUGGCAAGGAAAUCCGAAGCGGUCGAUGCAGUGGAAGCCGAGGCGACAGCGGCUUUGCGGCGGUUACAGACCCUUUCGCGCUGCUGCAUACGUCGCCGCUCCUUCCGCAGCCAGUCUUCUUUCCCCAAAAGGGCACGCGGCUGACUCAUCCUGAGUCUAAACCGAAACUGAUAAGAGCGUAGGAAACAGCGCGCAAAUCAGACGAAGACGAAGAAACGCACGUGACGAGCGCUGCUCUCGUUAUGUGUGCUUCUUCUUUGUCGUCGUCUGUUUUUCGCGCUCCUUCCUACGAUGAAUUCCCACCAACGCACUGCCCAACUAUCCAUUCUUCUAUGGUAGCUGGAAAGGUUGGCGCCAUCUACCAGCAACGGCGGCAACCAUACUGGUUGUGUGCUUGCCAUUGUCGCUUAUAGAUGGCGGUGACUGUCCAGAGGCGUCUUUGUCGACAAGUGCUUUGUACCGGACAUGAUCCUCGGGAACCUAGCCCUUAACAGCUCCGCUGUAAAACUUGGCAUGCAGCAUUCAUAUCGCGGAUACUGCAGUGAUUCGUGUUUGCAAGCUGUCUUCUGUAUUAUGUGUGACCAGUGUGACCGCGGCUUUAGGAGAUGGCGCAGCAACGUGCGGGGAGCGUAGUCGCACGAUACGUUUGCAGUGCUGGAUUGGUCGCGGUGGCUUGUAGCGUCUGCCGCAGUCCGACGUUAGGUAAAAUGGAGUAGCCAUAGACAGAUGGAGAUGGAUGAAGCAGUGUCCGAGAGCGUUUGAAAGCGAUCUGCAUGACCCGAACUUGUUCAUGUUUGAGCUGGGACGAUUAGCACGAGGAAGACCCUGUCCGAUCGCCGGAGCGAGGCUCUCGCAGAGCGGCAGCUACCGUUUGCCCAUCCACCCGUAUGUUUGCGUCGUCUAGUGCGUGUGGAGCGUCGUUUUUUUUGGGAAGAUUCCCAAUUCUUUUUUAAUCGUGGGAAAAGGCAGCGAUAUGCUGGUGGCAAGCUGCCGGAUCUCAAAGUAUUUGGGGGAUUGAAUAAAUAUAUAAAUAUUAUAUGGGAAGGUUUUGAUAAAAA
Messenger RNA from Ixodes scapularis (black-legged tick), 3176 nucleotides. RefSeq names its product zinc transporter ZIP9 (gene Zip102B). NCBI's taxonomy places the organism in Eukaryota, Metazoa, Arthropoda, Arachnida, Ixodida, Ixodidae. The coding region runs from base 234 to 1223 and encodes 329 amino acids. Gene Ontology annotation, biological process: zinc ion transport; transmembrane transport. Gene Ontology annotation, cellular component: membrane. Gene Ontology annotation, molecular function: metal ion transmembrane transporter activity. The transcript is spliced from 7 exons. The record is from RefSeq and is a predicted model, not a curated record.